Colletotrichum navitas is the source of this 474-nucleotide messenger RNA. Its product is annotated as cytochrome b5-like heme/steroid binding domain-containing protein. The record is from RefSeq and is a predicted model, not a curated record. The annotation marks the transcript as partial. Gene Ontology annotation, molecular function: cytochrome-b5 reductase activity, acting on NAD(P)H; heme binding. Lineage: Eukaryota; Fungi; Ascomycota; Sordariomycetes; Glomerellales; Glomerellaceae. The transcript has a single exon.
CCCGCCCCCAACCGCGGCCCCUCCUCUGGCUCCUCCCUCGGCGCCUCCCUCGCCCCACCGCCCUCUCACUCCGCCAAAGCCCCCAAGCCCUCCCGUAAGGUUAUCCUCACCCCGGGCCACUCGCCGCUCGACUGGGCGCGCAUCUCCGGCCCCAACGCCGACCUGCGGAACCUGCCCCCCGACACCCCCUACCUCAAGGUCACACCCUCCCAGCUCAAGAUCAUGAACGGCCGCAAGGGCAAGGACGCCUGGAUGGCGCUGGGCGGCCGCGUUUACAAUAUAACCCCCUACCUGCCCUACCACCCUGCCGGCGUACCCGAGCUGCUCCGGGGCGCCGGACGAGACGGCACCAAGCUGUUUGGCGAGAUACACCCAUGGGUCAACUACGAGACUAUGCUUUCCGCCUGCCUUGUCGGGCUCUUAGUUGAGGAGGGCGAGGGUUCCAGGCCGAGUGCGAUGGACGAGAUGGACUGA